Molecule: messenger RNA, 1032 nt
Organism: Maudiozyma barnettii
Lineage: Eukaryota; Fungi; Ascomycota; Saccharomycetes; Saccharomycetales; Saccharomycetaceae
Product: SDR family oxidoreductase
Exons: 1
Coding region: 1-1032 (343 amino acids)
Molecular function (GO): oxidoreductase activity, acting on the CH-OH group of donors, NAD or NADP as acceptor
Source: RefSeq, a predicted model, not a curated record
AUGAGUGUUUUUGUUUCUGGUGCUACAGGGUAUAUUGCACAACACAUUGUGCAACAGUUGUUAGAACAAAAUUAUAAGGUCAUCGGUUCAGCCAGGUCUCAAACAAAAUGUGAUAAUUUAAUUAAAAAUUUUGAAAAUAAUCCAAAUCUUUCUAUGGUUGUUGUAUCAGAUAUUUCUAGGCUGGAUGCAUUCAAUGAAACAUUCCAAAAAUAUGGUGGUGAUAUAAGAAUCGUUCUACAUACUGCGUCACCUUUCCAUUUUGACGUUACCGAUGUAGAAAAGGAAUUAUUAAUUCCUGCAUGUAAUGGUACUUUAGGAAUUCUGGAAUCUAUCAAGAAAUAUGCCCCUGAUAAAGUGGAACGUGUUGUGAUAACUUCCUCAUUUGGUGCUAUUAUUGAUUUUACUAAGUUAAAUGAUAAAACAUUUACUUUUAAUGAAACUUUAUGGAAUCCUGAUACAUGGGAAUCCUGUCAAUCUAAUCCGGUGUCCGGUUAUUGUGCUUCUAAGAAAUUUGCAGAACAAGCAGCUUGGAAGUUUUGGGAACAAAACAAAGACUUUGUGAAUUUUAAGUUAGCUACUGUUAACCCAGUUAAUGUUUUUGGACCUCAAGUAUUUGAUUCCGAUAUUAAACGAACAAUGAAUUGUUCUUGUGAGGUUAUUAAUUCAAUCUUGACGGCAGGCCCGGAAGUUCCUGUUAACCCUAACUCAAAGAAUCAAUUCAUUGAUGUUCGUGAUAUCGCUAAAGCUCAUUUACAAGCUUUUCAGAAAGAAAACACAAUAGGAAAAAGAUUGAUAUUAUCAUGUGGUGAUUUUAAUGAUCAAGAUAUUCUUAAUGUACUCAACACAGAUUUCCCAUCUCUUAGAACCAAAGUUCCAGUUGGAUCUCCGGACAGCGGUAUCCUUGGUACCCAUACAGGAGCAAUUGUCGAUUGUUCAAAGACUAAGGAAAUUCUAGGAUUUGAAUUUAUUGACUUUAAAAAGACAGUUAACGAUACCGUUGAACAAAUUUUAAGAGUUCGUCGUGAACUGUAA